Xenopus laevis (African clawed frog) is the source of this 2333-nucleotide messenger RNA. RefSeq names its product apoptosis facilitator Bcl-2-like protein 14 (gene bcl2l14.L). NCBI's taxonomy places the organism in Eukaryota, Metazoa, Chordata, Amphibia, Anura, Pipidae. The transcript is spliced from 6 exons. The record is from RefSeq and is a predicted model, not a curated record. Bases 399 to 1238 code for a protein of 279 amino acids.
AACAUCACAGUGGUGGGUUCCUCUAUAUAAGCCAAGGGAGAUUAUUUUCAUCCCCUGGAAGAUAUGAAACAGUCAGCAGGGUACUGUUAGCCCUUCUGAGACCAGGCAAGAGAAGAGUUAGGAAACUUUAAACCCCACCCCUUCCUCCGCCCCCUUUUGAAAAGAAUUCUGUUUCAAAAUUGCCUUUGACACUGCAGGUUCAGACUUUGAAUCGGACCAGGAAGCCGGAGCUGCGAGGGGCUUUAUAACCAACAGGAAAGACUGAUUCUACCUGAAGAAGCUGAAACAGUCCAGGAGUUGUUGUUGUUGUUAUAACCCUCCAAGGAUCCGAUUAACCCCCUUUUCAUUCCACGUUAACCCGUCGGUGGCUUGAGAGCGAGUUGAUUGGAGGUGCCAACAUGGCGAUCAUACAGGACAGCACCAUGGAGGACGUUCCACUGAGUGACGAGGAGAAUGGCAUUGAGUAUAAAGUGCUAAUGGCUUAUGCCAAGCGCCAACUCUCUGACAGCAGGUACCAGCGACUAGUGAGAAAUGGCAACGCUGCACCCACAGAAGGAGCCGCCCGGCAAGGGGCCACCAGCAACGGCACGGGGAGUGAAGGAAUCCAGUCCAAGGCGGACAAGAAAGAAAAGGGAAAAAAGAAGAAAUAUUGGCACAGAUUGAUGCCCAGCUGCAUAAGGGCAGAAGAGGAGAUGGGCAAGAAGAAAGAAAAUGCCCCUGCAGUAGAUGCAGUGACAGUGGACUCGGAGACCAAACACGCAAAUGCAAUCGCCCGGCGCCUACAAAAAAUCAUGAAGUCGCUCUCCAAGACCAACGAACUGGAGUUCCGAAGCUUCACCCGGCAAACAAGUGUCGAGGCGGACGGAGAUGACAACUAUGAACAGUUGAUACGGGAAAUUGCGCUCGUUCUGCGGUCUUCUGGCGACCAACUGAAUGACCAGAUAAAGGCAGAACAGAAGGAGAAGAUCGGUGGCGUGUGGGAUUAUGGAUUCUUCCGGAGACUGGCGGAUUUUUACCUGCAUAGUUCUACGUUGGGCGAAACGCAAGAGCCUGAGACACAGAGCAAUAAGGUGGCGCUUUGCAUUGAUGCCACCACCAGGCUGACUGCCCUGGAAAGCCUGCCCGCCAACAAGGUGAUGGUAUAUGGGGCGAGAUACCUGAAGGAAAAAUAUACCCAUUGGAUUGAAGAGCAAGGAGGAUGGGAAAAAGCAUUGGGGAUAGAAGAGGAACUAGACUGAUGGACUAUAGAUAUACAGCGACUAAACUCACCCCGUGCUGAACUGGGGGUUGAUGGAGACGAAGGGAACGCUGAAUCUUUUAUUACCAACGAGAAAUAAUUACUACAGCUAACUACUAAAGGCAGCAAUAUGGGUUUCAGCAGAUAAAGCAUAAAUGUGUAUAUAUAUAUAUAUAUAUAGGAGAAAUGUAGAUAUAGGAUCAUGCAAGUGCCUAGUUUAAAUGAAUAAGCUGAGACUGAUGAGCAUUGGAUCAGCAGUUGAUGUAUUGGUGCUCUUCCCUGGUACCAUGUUGAUGCCUGUAGGGGGCGCUGUGAUCAAGCUCUAUGUAAUCAUGUUAAGAAUCACCACCAUCCUACAUUGCCAAAAAAAAAAACUAGCACUCCUCACCUUCAUCAAAAUACAUUGGUGCUACUGCCACAGAUCAUGAACAAAAAAUGUUACAAAAGCAAUAAUUAAAGAAAAAAGUACUGUCUCUUUAAGAUGAGCUCAGGCGAGCCAAUGAUUCAGAGCUGACUGUGUUAUACUCCUGCCUGACUCCCUGCUACUCUGCUGAGCCGACUCUUCCGCCAAGAGGACGUCAAGUCAAUGGAACAUGUGCAAUUGGUGGGUUCCAUCUGCUGGAUAUUUGGAUAUUACAGCCGAAAGUAACCGGCAGCAUGGCAACUCCUGCGAUCACAGAGAAACUGCUGCUACCCUACAAGCAAAUAUAGAAUAUUUAUGUUUAUUGUUGUUCUAGGUAUAAAGUGACUGUUGAAAUUGAGCAUUUGGCUCAUUUAACCCUUUCCCUGCCAGUGGUUUGGAGCGGAAUGGAUUGAAAUGAAUGUGAAGCAGAAAUGUAGACGCAAUGGCGUUGGCCACGCUUGUAUUUCCUCAACAUUAUGCAGCCUGUGGCAUGGAAGUGGUUAAAUAAUAGGAUUUAGUAUCAGAAUAGAUAAUCAAGUCCGCCCCGGGGGCGUUUAACGACAUUUCUUUACUCUUUGCUGCUCUUUAAAGGAUAAAUAAACCUUUGAAAUAAUUCAAUGUAAAAUUGACGAGAGUGCUAUUCUAAGCCCUUUUGUUAUUUACAUUCAUUAGUUAUUUGCUUUUUAUUUCAAG